This is a messenger RNA of Trichomonas vaginalis G3, 858 nucleotides long. Its product is annotated as protein of unknown function (DUF3447). The transcript has a single exon. NCBI's taxonomy places the organism in Eukaryota, Parabasalia, Trichomonadida, Trichomonadidae. The record is from RefSeq and is a predicted model, not a curated record. Bases 1 to 858 code for a protein of 285 amino acids.
AUGUCAGAUAAAGACAUUCACUCAAGUAAAUACAGUGAAUUGAGAAGUAUAUAUAAAUGCUACAUCGAUUCAUAUAAUGUAUUUUAUAGGCUGAAAACUGAAAAUGAAGAAGAAAUAAACAAGAUUUACAAAUUGAUCAAAACAGAACUGAUUGAUUCAAAGAAACAUCUUCCUUAUACUAUUAUAAGUGACAUUUUAUGUAUCAUUCCGUAUAAUAAUCGCUAUACAAAGGCUUAUUUAUCUCUCGCCAAACUCAUAUAUGAUAAUUAUAAAGUAAACGAGGAAAUUAGAGUUCCAUUAACUGUCGGAUACUUAUUUUAUAAAGAAUAUGGAAUUAAACUAAACAAAUCUGAUGAUUUCGAAAAAAUUAAAUCAGAAAAUCUCCAAAUUCAUAUAGAAAAUACAAUUUACAGGGCAAUUAUGUAUAAUAACUUAGAAACAUUCAUUUCAUUCACAGAAAAAGAAGGAUUUGAUAAAGAUCAAAGACUUGAGAGCGAAUUAUAUCCAUAUUAUAAGAAAGGAUAUUCAUUACUUGAAUUAUGUUGUUACCACGGUGCAGUUGAUUGCUUCAAGUUAUUAAGAACGAAAUUCAGCUCAGAAAUAACUCAAAAAUGUAUACAUCUUUCAUUUCUAGGUGGAAAUCAGGAGAUCAUGUGCGAAUGUUUAAAAUAUCAAAUCCCAAUUGAAAGAUGCAUGAAAUAUGCAAUUAUUUCACACAACAUUGAUUUUGUUACAUUCUUGAUGAACGAAUACGAUAUAGAGAUAGAUUUAGAUUAUUGCGGAAUGUUUAAUAAUCUUGAAUCAUUUUUAGUUUAUUUCGAUCAAACCAAUGAUUUUAACAAAUGCUUUAUUAAUUAA